Molecule: messenger RNA, 1228 nt
Organism: Danaus plexippus (monarch butterfly)
Lineage: Eukaryota; Metazoa; Arthropoda; Insecta; Lepidoptera; Nymphalidae
Exons: 4
Coding region: 1-1161 (386 amino acids)
Biological process (GO): sensory perception of taste
Cellular component (GO): neuronal cell body; axon; dendrite
Source: RefSeq, a predicted model, not a curated record
AUGUUUUAUUUCUACUUCAGAGGCUUUAGCAUUAUUUGUUCUAUUUUUGGCUUGUCUAAACCUCUUGUAUCAUCACAACCAGAUUAUAAUCCAUCAAUUUUCUCAUGGAGAACAUUAUGGUCGUUAGUUGUUGUUGCGUCUUUAAUAAUAUUUAGUGUGUUUCAAAUGAAAAUAGAUAUGAAUUCCAUCGUAGAUUCAAUACACAGUGAAAUAUCGUACACAAACAACGUUAUUGUUAGCGUUAUAAUUAUUCUAAACAACAUUACCAACUGGGAGAAAAUAUAUAGAAUGUAUGACGUAUUUGACAAGGUUAACCGUGAACUGAAAUUAAGACCAAAUAGUAUAAAAAUGAUGUCAUUAAAGUUGUAUGUAUGGUUUUUUAUUGAACUGUCCUUAUUAUCGAUAUUUGCUAUUCUUGAAAUUACAUACGUCGUUCAACCAUAUGUUAUAAUCAUUCGGAUACCAGUUUUUCUUUCCAUAUUCCAUUUAAUAGUACAUUUAUCAUUAAUGUUAUCGGUUUUGAAAGUUAUUAAUUUUAAUAUGCUAGAACUUCUAAAAAAAAAUAGCACAGAUGACGUUGUAAUAUAUAGCUAUGAAACAACAACAGGCGCUGUGUCAUAUAUAUUCAACUACAAUAUUUAUUUUCCUUAUGUGAAGUCUGAUAUUGUUAUUGAUUUAAAAAUUCUUUGUAAAAUAUACGAUGAUCUGUGCAGCUGUUUGCAAUUAUUAGAAAAAUGUCAUGGAGUUGAUUUUAUUUACUGUAGCAUAUAUGAACAUAUUUUGAAGGUCCUAUUAACUAUUUGGUUAAUGUUUACAAAUGCUGUUGCUGCAGUAACUAUAAUUACUAAAAACGAGACGACAGAGCCAUCUUUAGAGAUAAUAAAGGCUGUUGAAGUUAUAUUAUGGUUUUGUGUUGGAUGCUUCAUAGACGAGCAAAUGACUCAAGAGGUCGAAUACACGCAACUGCUAGUAAUAAAAAAUUUAAUUAAUUUCAAAUGCGACAAGAACAGAAAAGAAGUACUGAAUACUUUUAAUACAGUGAUAAAUUCAAAUCGCCUACAAUUCCGUGCAUGCAAUCUCUAUCGUAUGAAUUAUGGGACGAUCCUUGGGACUGUUGUUAGCGUCAUCACUUACAGUAUUAUAGCGGUUCAACUGUUGUAAAUGCAUGAACAUUUUAACAAAAUAAUAUUAAAUGUAUGGAAUGAAAGCUUGUCACUUUAAUAGACUU